GUCAUCUUCUUAUAUUAUUUCAGAAGCAAAUGAAGACUUUUCUCAUUACUUCUUUUGUCAGUUUAUUUCUGGCCUCUCAAAUUGUUGCGGCAGAGGCUCAAAGUAUUGAUGAUGUAACUUGUAUCCUUGACGGCUCAGACGACUCUAAUUCCGCUGAUGCCAAAGAUAAUCAACUUAAAAAGUUUACAAUUGUUGAUGAAGGAUCUCAGGAGACUUCGCAGUUUGGUGCAAAAAUCAAUAACUCUGAUAGUUUAAAAGCUGGUCUUGACGGACCUACUCUCAUGGAAGAUUUCAUGAUGCGCGAAAAGAUAAUGCAUUUCGAUCACGAAAGAAUUCCUGAGCGUGUCGUUCAUGCUAGAGGUGUCGGCGUUCAUGGUUACUUUGAAUCCUACGGUGAUUACUCUAAUAUUACUGCCGCCAAAUUCUUAAGAGAAAAGGGCAAGAAAACGCCCAUGUUUGUCCGUUUCUCCACUGUUUUGGGUUCUCGAGGAUCUCCAGACACUGUACGUGAUGUCCGUGGGUUUGCUCUUCGUAUGUACACCGAGGAAGGUCUCUUUGAUCUCGUUGGUAAUGACAUCCCUCCAUUCUUUGUCCAUGAUGCCAUUAAAUUUCCUGAUCUUGUCCAUGCUUCCAAACCUCAACCUGACACUGAAACCCCUCAAGCUGGAACAGCUCACGAAACCGCCUAUGACUUUUUUGCAGAGUUCCCCGAGACCCUUCAUACCGUCUUUUGGGCUCUUUCAGGUCGUGGUAUUCCCAGAUCCUUCCGCCAAGUAGAAGGCUUCGGUGUGCAUACCUUCCGUCUGAUUAACGAAAAAGGUGAAUCCAACUAUUGUAAAUUUAUGUGGAAGCCCAAGGCUGGUCUCUCCAAUCUCCUUUGGGACGAAGCUCAAAAGAUUGCCGGUAAAAACAUCGAUUUCCAUCGCGAUGAUUUAUAUACAGCCAUCAACAAUGGUGAUUACCCUGAAUGGGAAUGGGGUGUACAGUUAAUCCCUGAGGCUGAUGUGAACAAAUAUGAUUUCUCUUUACUCGAUCCAACCAAGCUUAUUCCCGAAUCUAUCAUUCCUUUCCAACCUUUGGGAAAAAUAGUUUUGAACCGUAAUCCCGAUAACUACUUUGCUGAGACUGAACAAAUUACUUUCCAUCCUGGUCAUGUCGUCCGUGGUAUUGGAUUUACAAAUGAUCCAUUGCUUCAAGGUCGUCUUUUCUCUUAUUUGGAUACACAAAUUAAUCGUAUGAGUGGUGCUAACUAUAUGCAAUUACCUAUCAAUCGCCCUAUUAAUUCUGUACACAACAAUCAGCGUGAUGGUUACAUGCAAUCGCAAAUCCAUAAAGGAAAAGUUGCUUACUUCCCCAACGGACUUCAAGGAAAUACACCUUCUAUGGUAGACAAAGAAGACGGUGGCUACAUCGAAUAUCCUGAAAAGAUCAAUAACGUAACCAAGAUCCGUGGACGCUCAUCCAAAUUCUUUGAUUUCUAUUCUCAACCCCAACUUUAUUACAACUCUUUAACUGUGGCCGAGAAACAGCAACUUGUAGAUGGUGCACGUUUCGAAAUUGGUAAAUCUAAAUCCUUAGAUGUACGCAAGAGAAUGAUUCGACAAAUUAAUUUUGUGGAUAACGAACUUGCUCGUCGAAUUGCUUAUGGUGUCGGUGUCGAUCUCCCCAAAAAGGUGACUGAGAACAAGAACCAUACUUCUCCCGGUCUUUCCAUUGAAAAGUAUCCUAAGGCCGACAACAUUAAGACCCGCACGGUAGCUAUUCUUACUGCUCCUGGAACAAAUACAGCUGAGGCUCGUGCCAUGUUUGAUUUCCUUAAAUCGAAAGGUGCCUACCCUACUUAUGUCGGUCUUCACUUGGGUUCUCAGGAUGGGCUCGACAUCACUGAUACUUAUAUGACCACAGCCUCUGUUCUUUUCGAUGCCGUUUAUGUUCCUGGUGGUCAAAAAGCCAUUGGUGCCAUGACCGCUCGUAGUUCUUUCUUCCCAUAUGAAGAGCCCAAGAUGUUUAUUCUCGAUUCUUUCCGUCAUGGUAAGCCCAUUGCAGCUUCUGCUGAAGGAAUUUCUCUCCUCAAGUACGCUGGUAUCGAUAUCCCUGUUGGCAAAGCGAAAGAAGCCAAGGGUGUCAUCACUGACGAAAAAGAAGCAGGCGUACAAACUGCCUUUGAAAAGGCCUUGAUCCAACAAAGAUUCUGGUCUCGUUUACCUGUAGACAAGCCCAUUUAAAUGUAGAUAUUCUUGUUUUUUUUUUC
This is a messenger RNA of Mucor mucedo, 2251 nucleotides long. Its product is annotated as catalase-like domain-containing protein. Gene Ontology annotation, biological process: hydrogen peroxide catabolic process; response to oxidative stress. Gene Ontology annotation, molecular function: catalase activity; heme binding. Gene Ontology annotation, cellular component: cytosol. The transcript has 2 exons. The coding region runs from base 30 to 2225 and encodes 731 amino acids. NCBI's taxonomy places the organism in Eukaryota, Fungi, Mucoromycota, Mucoromycetes, Mucorales, Mucoraceae. The record is from RefSeq and is a predicted model, not a curated record.